AUGAUACUACUAAGAAAUAAUGAUUUACUCGCAGAAAUUGUUAAUCAGGAGCAUUCACAUUCUUUUUCAAUUGAUCAACCUUUAGCUUCAUCAACUCAACAACCUAAUUCUGAUAUUAUGAUGAAUUAUUCUAUUAAUAAUAAUAAUAAUAUUAAUAAUAAUAAUAACACUAUACUAAAUAAAUUUAGUAAUGAUAAUAUUGAAUACUUUUAUGAAACAAAAGAAUGGUAUUUAAAAUAUUUUAGCCGUUAUUGUGAAAAAGGUGAAAAACAAUAUCAACAACAAAAUCUCAAUCAAACAUCUAAUGAACAAAAUAAUCAUAAAAAAUAUCAACAAAAUGAAAUGAUGGAGGUGGAACAACAGAAACAACAAUUAUCAUCAUCAUCAUCAUCACAACAACAACAACAAAAUAUAUGGGAAACAUGGACAGAAGAAUUUGAUAUAAAGUUAAAGAUACGUUUAGCUGGUUUUGGGCAUUUAUGUAUUUUACGUGGUAAAAUGAUACUUGAAUCAUAUUUUCUAAUUUUAUCAAAGAAAUGGAUGAAAGCAGUAAUUGUCGGUGGAGAUGAAGUUAUGAUUCAAAUAAGACAAUCUAACAGAAUGAAACGAUUUCGAAUGACAUUUUUCAAUGAAACCGAUGCAAAUGAUUUUUUUAUGAAUUUAUCGAAAUUCGCUGCUACUAAUACUACUACUAGUAAUAAUAAUAAUAAUAAUAAUAAUAAUAAUAAUAAUAAUAAUAAUAAUAAUAAUAAUACUUUAGUAAAUAACAAUGAACUAAUAAAAAACAAAAGUAAUUUAUCAACAGAAACUAUAUUAAAUAAAAUGUUAAAUAAUCCUGUCCAGUUACCAGAAAGUUGGUCUACUGAAUGGCCAACUCAAAGUUUAGAAGGUCUUAUACGAUUAUGUUUGAUUGAUCCAAAUUUUCCAGGAUUUGUAAAUCAAAUUGAUGGUAUUAUGAAAAAAUUUACAUGUACAAUGAGUGAUUUAUCAUCACAGUGAUGAUGAUAAUCUUCUGUUUGUUUGUUUUUUUUUUUUGGUAAAAAGUUGAUCAGAGAAAAAGAUUUGUUUAAUGUACUUCAAUCAUCACAUUAAAUUGGUCAAGUUUCUGUUUGUUUCAAUUAAUUCAAUUGAACAGUAUUAUUAUUUUUAAAUUGUUGGUUUUAGUUAAUAAAAUCUUUAGUUGAACAGUUUCGGUUCUGAUUUUAAAGACACUUUUCAUUGGAAGAGAUAGUAGCAAUGAAGAAAUAUUGUACAGCUGUUUCGUCUUCAAUCAGUCAUAACCAAUAUAAAAACUACAACAAAUGUAUGUUUGCCUAAAUUUGCCUUAUUUACGUCAUAAUUUAUUUCUGUCCCUAUUAUAACGUAAGCUCCAUCAAAUAUCACGUGAUAAAAUCGCCAAUUAAAAUACCGACUAAUUAGACCUUAGUACUGUGCCAAAUCA
Schistosoma spindalis is the source of this 1441-nucleotide messenger RNA. The record is from the annotation of a GenBank genome assembly. Lineage: Eukaryota; Metazoa; Platyhelminthes; Trematoda; Strigeidida; Schistosomatidae.